CGCGGGAAAGCAGUGAACAGGAGAUGGAGCUGGACUUUGUGCAGUGGACGGUAAUCGGUGUAUUACUGAUUUUACCAAUAUUAUAUGAACUCAGUAGUACGUUCAAGUACUAUGCAAAGUUUACUCUCUAUGUCACCAUUGUUAUGAUAUGCUCUCUCUUUACAAUCCCAAUCGCUGCCUUACGUCCGAGGGAUGUACGAAAUCACAGAUACCCAGCCUGGUGUAUAAAACAUAUUAUCAAGCCAUUGUUCAGUAUUGCUGUAGAAGUCAGGGGAGCAGAGCACCUCAAAUCGGACACAUCGUAUAUCAUAGUCUGUAAUCACCAAAGCUCAUUAGAUCUCAUUGGCAUGAUGGAGAUCUUCCCCGAACGUUGUGCAACUCUUGCAAAGAAGGAACUGCUGUAUGCAGGCCCCCUUGGCUUGGGCCUGUGGCUUAUAGGCACCAUAUUUAUAGACAGGCUCAAUAAUGAAAAAGCACGAGGGACGUUAGAAAAAACUGCCAAUUUAAUCAAAGAUAAACAUUUGAAGGUAUGGGUAUUUCCAGAAGGAACGAGAAAUGCUGGGGGAUCCUUUCUACCCUUCAAGAAAGGAGCAUUUCACUUAGCAAUACAGGGUCAGGUCCCAGUUGUACCGGUUGUUAUGUCCUCAUAUUCAGAGUUUUAUAACAAAAAACAGAAAAAAUUCGGAACAGGCAAAUUCAUCAUCACAGUCCUUCCAAAAAUAUCCACUGAAGGCCUCACGGCAGAAAAUGUGGGAGAUCUUACAGAACAUGUCCGUAAACAAAUGCUUGAUGUAUAUAACGAAACAUCUCUGGAAUCGGCUCAAGCAAAACUUUCCAAUGGUGUUAAAUAAACUGGACUAUGAUGCUUUUUUUUUAUCCUUGUGUCUUAUGAAGUGUUGACUUAAAACUUGCCAAAUGAAGUAGACUUUUUGACACUAAUGGUUAUUGUCUGUUUUUGUAAAACCAUGUAUUGGAUUCAUAUAUGCUGAUUAAGUGGCACAUUACUGUUUGUGAUUAAGGAAGAGUUAAUUAACCCAGACUUUAUUAAUGUAUUAAUUGCAAAAGUCUUGACCUUUUCAUUAGUAGGUAAAAGCUUAGCUCAUUUAAGACUAGUGGUAUUGCUUAUUCAAAGGAAGGAAAGAACAUGCAAGGGGUGAUUGAAAAAAUUUUUCAUUCUGACCUAGAAAAUGUACAUAGUGCUUUGCCAUCUUUUGCUUUCUGAGCAGCUGUCCAGCAUUUUACUUUACAUAAGAUGAUGCAUUGUCCCUCAAUGCUUUUAGCAUGUCUUCAUAGAUUACGGUGGAGAUGUUCUAUAAUUUUUAUUUACUUUAUUUUAUUUCUUUCUUUCUUUAUUAUUAU
Messenger RNA from Lingula anatina, 1359 nucleotides. Its product is annotated as 1-acyl-sn-glycerol-3-phosphate acyltransferase alpha. Gene Ontology annotation, molecular function: 1-acylglycerol-3-phosphate O-acyltransferase activity. Gene Ontology annotation, biological process: phosphatidic acid biosynthetic process. The record is from RefSeq and is a predicted model, not a curated record. NCBI's taxonomy places the organism in Eukaryota, Metazoa, Brachiopoda, Lingulata, Lingulida, Lingulidae. Gene Ontology annotation, cellular component: membrane; endoplasmic reticulum.